AUGGACAAGAAAUUAUUUUUAAUAGCUUGUUUUCAUUCCAGUAACGGAGAUUCAACUAAUUUGAGUAAAAUAUACAGGAAAUUUUUCGAUUCACAAGAGUUCAUUAAUUUAGUUAUAGUAUUAUGGCCUGAACUAGACGAUUCGAUAAAUUUGAAAUUUUUGUUUCAAACGAAUAACUCAAAUAGUAAUGAACUUGGGAUAAAAAAAAAUAAUAACAAUGAUAACAAUAAUGAUGAUCUUAUCAUUUCACAAAUUUCUAAUUGUCCAGAUUUAUUGUAUAUGGUUGAGAUGGACAAUGAAACCAUUGAUAAAAGAUAUGAUGAAGUCCAACGUUAUGUUAAUAGUAAAUUGAAUGAACUAGGAUUAUUAGAUGAUAAGUUGAAUUGGUUCCAAAAAAGGGUUAUUAUAUGUAAUGAAGCUAAUCCAAGUAAUACAUUGGCCUAUGAACCAUUAUGGCAUUUAAUAAAGGGGCAAAAUUCAGAAAUUGACCAAUGGAUGGAGGGUAUCGUAAAACCUCUCUCAUAUUUCAAUAAAAGACUAUCUACUCAGGUUAAGAUUCGUGAUUUUGAAGAUGUCAUAUUGCAGGAAAAUAAUAUGUUUGAAUGGUUUAAUUCAAAUGACCCUAAUGUUUUAGAAAAUGAAUUGAUUCCUUAUUUGACAUAUGAUAAUAAGUUUUAUAAAUUGUUUCUUAAUGAUUAUUAUAAUGAAAAUAAAUUGGUGAUCAAUAACCCUUUACAGUACCAAAAACUUAAUAAAUUAUUUGAAAUAUUGAGAAGCAUAACAUUCGAAAAAGAUUUAUCUGAAAUAGAAUCCAAAACAAUGGAUAUAUUAUUUGUCAAUAGUAAAGAAAUGGUUAGCUUUAUCGAUAUAAGACAAAUCGUUAACGAUUUUUUGAAUCAAAUUGAUGAUGAUGCAACAUCAAGUAAAUAUCCCAUUACUAACAAAGAAAUCAAAAUGUAUUGCCAGUCUGUGAAGGAUUAUUCAUCAAUAAUUAACUACAGUCUAAUAGAUUUAUACAUUAUCUCAAAUGGUGAUAAAGAAACACAAUUUACAAAAUUUACUGAUUUAUGUGAUACAGUAUUCAGAUGCAAUGAAAAUAGAGUCUUGGAUUUAUUAAAGCCUAUCACAUUAUUUAAUAAAAUAAAUUUUAGUGAUAAAAGUGACAUGGAUCGAGUCAUCAAGAUAGUCUUAGAGACAACCUUACAAUUUGAGAAAUUUCAUUUAAUUUCACUAACAGUUGAUAGAAUAUCGCCAAAUGAGAAUAACAUAGAGAAAAUUGUUAUUUUAUUAGUUGAUAAAUUUUGGCAAUAUUUCCAUAAUGCUAACAGAAUAAAUUCGAUAGAAUUCUCAAAUGCAGAGACUCUACUAAAAUAUAUAAAUGAAUAUGAUACUUAUCAUAAAUAUUCAAAUAGACUUAACCAAUUGACUUCACUGUGUCGUGAUUUAUAUAUAUCAUCAAAAUGGAAAUUUCAAGGUACGGAUGGAGAUAAGGUAAACAGAUCAUUCACGGACACAACUACAAAAUCUCCUAAUAGUAUAUUAAAAUAUAGAGAUUGUCCAAUUGAGAUAAUUAGGAUUUUACUAGAAUUGAAUCCAAAUUUCUAUCGUCACGAUAUAAGAGAAGUCACAUGGCCAUUAUGGAACAAAAUACUGAUAAGUUUACAAUGCCCUGAAAAGGAAACAGAUUUCACAGACCUAUUAUCAUUACAUAUCGAUUAUUCAUUGGUUUAUAAUGAUUUCUCAUAUGCAUCUAGCCAUGUUAACGAAUUACUAGAAGAGGAUGAAAAUGGUCGAAGGUAUUGGUUAACUAUAUUCCAAGUUGCAAAAUAUCGACUUAUGGACAAUGAUAUGAUUAAUUGUAAAGGUGAGGAUAACGAGGCUGACUUAAAUAUUAUUUCCAAACAAAUGCAGAUACUAAGUAGUCUUUUAAAAAUUUGUCCGGAAGAAGAGAUCGAGAUUGUCACAAAUCAAUGGAAUAAUUUGAACUUACAAAUACAAAAUAUUUAUUCAAAAGAAAUGAAUAAAUGA
This is a messenger RNA of Arxiozyma heterogenica, 2028 nucleotides long. RefSeq names its product Sec39p (gene SEC39). The coding region runs from base 1 to 2028 and encodes 675 amino acids. Lineage: Eukaryota; Fungi; Ascomycota; Saccharomycetes; Saccharomycetales; Saccharomycetaceae. The record is from RefSeq and is a predicted model, not a curated record. The transcript has a single exon. Gene Ontology annotation, biological process: retrograde vesicle-mediated transport, Golgi to endoplasmic reticulum.